Molecule: messenger RNA, 2691 nt
Organism: Olea europaea var. sylvestris
Lineage: Eukaryota; Viridiplantae; Streptophyta; Magnoliopsida; Lamiales; Oleaceae
Product: RNA-binding KH domain-containing protein RCF3-like
Exons: 9
Coding region: 123-2228 (701 amino acids)
Biological process (GO): regulation of gene expression
Cellular component (GO): cytoplasm; nucleus
Molecular function (GO): mRNA binding
Source: RefSeq, a predicted model, not a curated record
AUCCAAGACCUAGGCGAUUUCCUCCUUGGAACCAGUUUCCUGUCUGGCAGUGAUUUCUGCUCAACUUCUUCAUCAACAAAGUUGGAAGAAAUUAGUAUUCUGUUGGUUCAGUUUCUGUAAAAAUGUCUGUUCCAUUGACGCCUUCGAAGAGACCAUACGAUCGGAAUCCUGGAGAGUUAAAUGGUAGAGGGAAAUGGCAAAAAUUAGCAGCUUCUGGUUCAGAGAAUUCUACAUUGAGAGGACCCCCAGUUAGCAAUAUUAUACGUUUACUCUGCCCAGCUUCCAAGAUUGGUGCUGUAAUUGGAAAAGGUGGGGGCGUUAUAUCUCAGAUACGUCAGGAAACACGGGUAAAGGUCCAGGUUGAGGAUACUUAUCCUGGAUGUGAUGAAAGAGUCAUUGUUAUUGUAGGCUCAGAUAACGAAAAUGAAGUUGGCAGUGGACACAGCAAGGCAGCAGAUGGUGAGGAGGCUAACACCAACGGAAAGGGUGAUGAGGGUGGGGACAUAGAUGGACAUGGAGAAGUUGGGGACACAGAUGAGCAUGGAGAAAAUGAUGAAGAUAAGCAGUCUGUCCCAGUUGAGGAUUCUCAAUCAGAAAAUGUAGUUUCAUCUGUUCACAAAGCUCUGUUACUUGUGUUUGAAAGGAUCAUUGAUGGAGAAUUAGAGACGGAUGGAGGGGAUGAUGGGGGUAAUAAGGUUCCCUCGUCUGUUGUGAGGUUACUUGUGUUCUCCAGUCAAGUAGGGUGCCUGCUAGGAAAAGCUGGUAGUGUUAUAAAACAGAUGUCUUCAGAAAGUGGAGCACAGAUUCGAAUCCUUCCGCGGGACAAACUGCCUUCUUGUGCAUCUUCUUCAGAUGAGCUAGUUCAGAUUUCUGGAGGUCUUGAUGCUGUUAGAAAAGCUCUUCAAGCAGUUUCCCAGCAACUACUUGAACAUCAUGUUCGCGAUCAGGACUCUCUCUCUUCAGAUCCCAGGGGGCCCUCAUCUUCUUCCUUUGGUCCUUCUCCGAGACAGGACGCAUUUCAAUAUUCAAAACGUCCUCUCCGUGGACACGGGCCACCACAUUCUUCUAGACGUCGUGGUGAUGAAGCUGGAUUUCUAGGCAGGAUGAAUCCUUCUCCAGAUUUAGUUAGCUUCCGGUUAUUGUGUCCGGAUGAGAAGGUGGGUGGGAUAAUUGGAAAGGGAGGAACUAUAGUCAAUGCACUUCAGCAUGAAACUGGCUGUGAGAUCAAAGUCCUGGACCGUGUAGCUGAUUCAGAGGAUCGCAUAAUUGUCAUUUCUGGCCCAGCUUACCCAGAUGAAAGAAUAUCUGCCCCACAAGAUGCAGUACUUCGUGUACAAUCAAGAAUAUAUAGGGCUGCACCAGAAAGCAACGAGGAUACAUUGUUGGCAAAACUUCUUGUCUCCUCUAAUCAAAUUGGAUGUCUCCUUGGCAAGGGUGGUGCUAUUAUUGCUGAAAUGAGGAAAUCAACUGGAGCUUAUAUCCGUAUACUGGGGAAAGAUAAAAUCCCAAAGUGUGCUUCAGAAAAUGAAGAAGUAGUUCAGAUAAAUGGAGAUUUCGAAAGAGUUGAAGAGGCUCUUUUGCAGAUAACUGCAAGAUUGCGAGAUCAUUAUUUUCGUGAUGCAUUUCCUUCUAGGCAUCACCCUCCUAAUCCAGGCUUUCUGGACCAAACACCUCAGUUUCCUUCAUACAUGGGAAGGAGAGAGCUUUCUCCUUCAGGGAUGUUCUCUUUGGGUCCAUCUUUUCACAAGUUCGAUGCAAAUGUUGGCCUUCCACCGCGUGGUGGCUUCCAUCCCCAUAAUGAUCGCCCUCCUUUUGCUCAUGAUUUUCAUAGACCUGGCAUGCCUCCUCACGUUUCUGAAAGAAUGCCAUCUGCAGCACCAUGGGGACCUCAGGGGGUUAUUGAAGACGCUGGGCUAAUAGGCUUCCCGGAUUAUCCAGGAGCUCCUCAGAGAAGACUUGGUGGAUUUGGAGGAGGAAAUCAUCCAGCUAUUAUCACCAGCACAACUGUGGAAGUUGUCGUUCCUCGCUCUGUUGUUCCUGCAAUCUAUGGAGAGGAUGGUGAAUGUCUUGGACAAAUACGUGAGAUUUCUGAUGCAAAUAUUACCAUCACCGAUACCAAACCCGGAGCGACAGAAACAGUCAUCAUAAUUUCUGGGACGCCUGAGCAGACCAGUGCAGCACAGAGUCUCAUUCAAGCAUUUGUAAUAAGCGAGACCGAUACAUCUUGAUCUUUGAUAGAGGUGAAACAGUGAUUGAAGAAUGUGGAACUUCCUACUUUAUCGUGUGGUUACAGCUUAGCAUAUUCGAAGUUUUACUAGGAAAAAACUUGACAUUGCUAUUUAUCUUAUCUGGUGGUAAAAAUACCUGCCCAGUAUCAAUACAAGGUAGCUUCCUGAUCAAGUUGUACUUUGGAUUGCAGAAGCUUUUAGCUUAUGUUUUUAAAUGGAUCAAGAAUUUUGUGGGGAUGGGAAGAAAAAAAAGUUACAUGUCUUACCCUCAUUGCAUGGUGUAGUAUAUGUGUAUUUUCUAUGAUGCAGACGAGCUCUAAAUGGCCCUGUUUACUUAGUUUCUACAUUGGGAUUUUGGAAGACAUUGGAGGUCUCUUUUGGAACAUUUUCAUGUAUGUUUUCCGUCCUCCAUCUUCCAACAUAUAUAUGAAUUCACCAAUUGAAAAACAGACUGCAUUUUUUA